This is a messenger RNA of Ilyonectria robusta, 1245 nucleotides long. RefSeq lists its product as uncharacterized. The transcript is spliced from 2 exons. NCBI's taxonomy places the organism in Eukaryota, Fungi, Ascomycota, Sordariomycetes, Hypocreales, Nectriaceae. Bases 10 to 1245 code for a protein of 411 amino acids. The record is from RefSeq and is a predicted model, not a curated record.
AGUUUACCCAUGGCAAGCGUUGAUCUUUAUGCCGUGCUGGAACUCCCACGGACGGCAGAGCCAGACGCCGUCAAGGCGGCCUACCGACGACUGGCCAAAUUGAGGCAUCCGGAUAAGAAUCCCAGUGAUCCCAAUGCGACUGCCAAUUUCCAGAAGCUUCAUGACGCCUACUCAACGCUAUCCGAUCCUCUCAAACGCCGGCAGCACGAUUUGCAAUAUCAACCACCAAGAGCUGCGAACACCAGUCAAAAUGGCGCUCAGGGAGCACAUACUGAGACACCGAGUCCAUGGACAUUCAACAACAGGAAGCCAAGCCAAUUUUCGGAGACAAACGAAAUGCGCAAACACCGACAACGCCAAGAGGAACUAGAAAACCUGCAGCAGACACUAAAUCAGCAGAGGACUGGCAUUGAAAAAGAUUUGUUGUCGGCAAAAGCGAACUUACAGGAAAGGAAGGCAGCUCUGGGAAGGCUCAUGGCCGAGGCUGCAAAGGAUAAGCGUGACGAGGCAGCCAGGAGUGGCUGGUUUGGGUUCUUAUGGCGGCUAACGCCAGAACAAGAAGAGGAACGAGACCGCAGGGCGACAGCGCGAAGGACAGGGAUGCUUGUGAUCGAGGCACAGAUUGAACAACGCAUAUCCGUGCUCAAACAGAAGGAGGAGCUGCUGCAGAAAGCUCUAGAUGGGAUCCUAGAGGUAAUCAGACAAAAGGCUACAGCAAAGAACCAGUAUGAUUGGGCCCGCAAGGCCGAGCAGACGCGCCAGCAAGAGGAAGAACAACGGAGGUCUGCUGAAGCCCGAAGCGAAAGACAGCGGCGAGAAAAAGCUGCACAGGAGGCUGAAGCUCGCCGAAGAAGUGAUGAAGCCGCAAGAGCCGCAGAGGCACAAAGAGCGCGUCAAGCAACGGAAGCUCAAAAUCGCAAACAGGCUGCCGAGGAGGCUGCUAGACGAUUCAAGCAGGCAUACGAAGCUGCUAAGGCUGAGUCUAAAGCUCAGCGCGAAAGUGACAAGCCAAAAUGGAAGGGGCAAGGUACAGGGGAGACUGAAAAGUCUCGCCAGGGGAGAACACCGAAAUAUUCCGAGAGGCAGGGUGGAUCAUGCCAACACCGCGCAUGGUGGGAUCAAAUUCCAGGACCUGGCAGUUGCCAGCGCUGUCAGCGGCGCACUCCUCGAUUUGCGUUUCGAUGCCCUGGGUGCGAGAUGAUAGCUUGUGCUGGCUGUCGCGUGGCUCUUAGGAAAGGGGCCUGA